Molecule: messenger RNA, 582 nt
Organism: Oppiella nova
Lineage: Eukaryota; Metazoa; Arthropoda; Arachnida; Sarcoptiformes; Oppiidae
Source: the annotation of a GenBank genome assembly
CUUAUAAGUGCUUAAGAGUUAAGUAAUCAUUUGAAAGCAAAAGUUUUCUCAAACAGUCGCUUAUAAUCAAACAAAAUGUCAAAACUAAUUGUGUUGGCACUGGUAGUGGUCAGUUGCGGUGUGGCCUACUCGCAGUUUGAUUUACACGGCUAUCCCCAGAUGGAAAGGGUUGUCAAAACCAUUUGCGCACCGGGAGGACUCACCCCUAAACGCAAGAAAAUUGUGGACGACUGCAAUAAAUUGAUCCCAUCUUUUGCGAGAUCUGGAUUCAGUGGUUGUGUCCGCGAAGUCUUGAGAAUCAGUAAAUUGACAAAACCGGCCGUUUGUUACCGGGCAGGACCUGGUGGUGAAAAACUAACCCCAUGCUUACAACGUAAAGCCAAACAGGGGGCUAAGAGAUUGCCUCCUGGUAUUGACAUUAAAGCCAUGAGAGAACAAGUGAUCCAACAGUACCAGUCCUGUAUGGUCAAGGUGCUCUAAGUAUAUAACUCAUUCCGCACAUUAUUGGUACCCCAGACACACCGCAUUAUUAUGGACAUACAGUUUAUGAACAAACACUUUAUAUAACUGACAACUUUGUUU